Carassius gibelio (silver crucian carp) is the source of this 2423-nucleotide messenger RNA. RefSeq names its product elongation of very long chain fatty acids protein 4-like. Bases 274 to 1176 code for a protein of 300 amino acids. The record is from RefSeq and is a predicted model, not a curated record. Lineage: Eukaryota; Metazoa; Chordata; Actinopteri; Cypriniformes; Cyprinidae. Gene Ontology annotation, molecular function: fatty acid elongase activity. Gene Ontology annotation, cellular component: endoplasmic reticulum; endoplasmic reticulum membrane. Gene Ontology annotation, biological process: fatty acid elongation, saturated fatty acid; very long-chain fatty acid biosynthetic process; sphingolipid biosynthetic process. The transcript has 7 exons.
CGACUGCGCAUGCUCAGUGCCGGACAGACCGGUGUCCAGUCAGUGUCAGACACUCUGAUCAGAUGCGUUUGCCUCAUAUGCUCCAGUCCCGUUAGUUACAUCCUGUUUGCCUUCGCGUUAUUAUUGCCAAACCUGCGUUGUUGAUGUGUUUAAACGCACAUUGUAGAUUUAAAUCCAGACAUUUAUUCACGCGCAUAUUUCACCUGGGCUGCACCGCACCUGAUGUCGGCAUAGGCACGCGCUCGCAAGGAUAAUCAUCUUAGAGCUAGAGCCAUGGAGACAGUCAUUCACUUUGUGAAUGACUCUGUAGAGUUUUAUAAAUGGAGCCUUACCAUAGCAGAUAAGCGUGUGGAGGAAUGGCCGAUGAUGUCAUCUCCGCUCCCCACCCUGGGGAUCAGCAUACUCUACCUGCUCUUCCUCUGGGCCGGACCCCUUUACAUGCAGAACCGGGAGCCUUUUCUGCUCAGAAAAACCCUCAUUGUGUACAACUUCAGCAUGGUGCUGCUUAACUUCUACAUCUGCAAAGAGCUGCUCCUGGGCUCCAGAGCGGCCAGAUACAGCUACCUCUGCCAGCCCGUGAACUACUCCAAUGAUGUGAAUGAAGUCCGGAUAGCGUCAGCACUAUGGUGGUACUACAUCUCUAAGGGGGUGGAGUUUCUGGACACAGUGUUCUUCAUCAUGAGGAAGAAGUUUAAUCAGGUCAGCUUUCUGCACGUCUAUCACCACUGCACAAUGUUCAUCCUGUGGUGGAUCGGCAUCAAGUGGGUUCCUGGUGGACAGUCUUUCUUUGGCGCUACGAUUAACUCAGGCAUUCAUGUGCUGAUGUACGGCUACUAUGGCUUGGCAGCGUUCGGCCCAAAGAUCCAGAAGUACCUGUGGUGGAAGAAAUACCUCACUAUUAUUCAGAUGAUCCAGUUCCACGUCACCAUUGGCCAUGCCGCUCAUUCUCUCUACACGGACUGCCCAUUCCCGGCCUGGAUGCAGUGGGCUCUGAUUGGCUACGCCGUCACGUUCAUCAUCCUGUUUGCCAAUUUCUACUACCAGACCUACCGCCGCCAGCCACGCCUCAAGACGGCCAAAUCUGCCAUUAACGGCGUCUCCAAUGGCACCAGUAAGGCACCGGAGGUCGUGGAAAAUGGCAAGAAACAAAAGAAAGGAAAAGGAAAGCAUGACUGAAAAGAAACAUAGAACGAAGUGAAACACUGUGUCUCAUGGGCUUCAAAAUUACCCAUGAAACCUCAACCGCUACGGACUGUUUGGUGAAUGUGCAAACAAAUUUGGUCUUUUUUUGUUAACUUGCUGAUUGUAUUUCAAACUAGGGACAUUUCCAACGCAACCAAUCCUGAGCGACGUCACUUUCUCAGUCAUCUCUUUUGAGCUGUUUAGGCUACUUGUGACAGUUUUAUAAUCUGAAAUGUCCCUUAUGGUUUACUGAUUCAGAAUAGCAAACUACUUUGAGAUGGUUAGUUAUCAUCGGGGGGAGAAUAGUCAGGGUUUUUUUCCCCCCCCACAGAAUCACUGUUAAAAUUGAAUAUGCUUUUUCACAUAAACAGAAGCUGAUUCUCUUAAAAGUUUUUAUUUAGUAUACACAGCGGAUGAAAGAUUCUUAUAUAAAUGGCUCAGCUUUCGUGACACUCUUGAAUCCCGAAAGACUGAGGCCAUAAAAAAAAAUGAUAUCUAGAAAUGAAUCAUUCAAGAUGCUAAGUCUGAAUCACUUCUAUAAAACAUGAGGAUAAUUUUUUUUUUUUUUACAUCUAUUAUUAUUGUCUGUUUGAAUCACCAUUUUUAGUGAAACUGGUGUUUAAGCUAGGGCUCAGGUGACCGUUAUUACAAAUUACUAAAUUGCUUAAGUGGCAACACAGUUCUACCAAAGAAAAUCACCGUACUUUUGGUGGGUUUAUACUCUUGCAUUAGAGAAUGUAAUUAUUUUGAUUUAAUUUCCUGUGCAAAACAAGUUCCUGAGAUUGGCGUGCAGUAAUGAUGGUGUUAUGGCUAUAUACUCAGGUAGUUUCAUAUAUUUUUGUUCCAUAUGUAAAAUUAGACACAUAUACUGCAUACACACAAACACACACGUACACACACACACACAUACUUGUGUCCUUAAUGUCUGUUCAGGUAUGUGUACUCCUCUUUAUUGCUUUGUGCAUGUAGCUUUUUAUUAAGUUUUUGCAAGUCAUAUCACAUUACAGUUAAACUAAUUUUGCUUUUUGUUCCCUUUUAUGAAAAACGUUCCCUGUAUUAUUAGAAUCCCAUGAUUAGGGGGGAAAAAAGAAGGGAGACAAAACAUGUUUGAAAACAGCUUUGAAUACUCUUAAAUUCACAAAGGAAGUACACUGGCUGUGUUUGUGAUCUGCACAUUGUGUACAACAGAUUUGACAAAUGUCAGUGUUCCUCUUGUAUAAAUAAACAGGAUGUCAACCUUA